This is a messenger RNA of Solanum dulcamara, 1504 nucleotides long. RefSeq names its product U-box domain-containing protein 8. The record is from RefSeq and is a predicted model, not a curated record. Gene Ontology annotation, cellular component: nucleus; cytoplasm. The transcript has a single exon. The coding region runs from base 144 to 1259 and encodes 371 amino acids. Gene Ontology annotation, molecular function: ubiquitin-protein transferase activity; protein binding. Gene Ontology annotation, biological process: protein ubiquitination. NCBI's taxonomy places the organism in Eukaryota, Viridiplantae, Streptophyta, Magnoliopsida, Solanales, Solanaceae.
UCAUAAACCCUCUCUUAGCUCCACACACACACACACACACUUCCAUAUUUAUAUAUAGAUAGAUAGAUACAUAUAGAAAGAGAAAGAGAGAAUCUAGAGAGAGAAAACAGAAACCCCAUUUCUCAGAAAGAACAAAAAUAGAAAUGGCAACUUCAACCCAGUUCCCCGACGAUUUUCGGUGCCCGAUUUCCCUUGAGAUUAUGUCCGACCCGGUUAUUCUCUCUUCGGGUCACACCUUUGACCGCUCUUCAAUCCAACGAUGGGUCGACUCCGGCCACCGGACUUGCCCGAUUACCAAGCUACCCAUUUCCGACCCGGUUGCUCUCAUCCCUAAUCAUGCCCUUCGUAGUCUCAUUUCCAAUUAUACCCUCGUCUCUUUCCCGAAACCACUAUCUUACCCUGAUCCACAAUCCCUUAUUCAAACCCUUGUUGCUUCUUCUUCUUCCAAUUUGGAUUCUAAGCUCAACUCGCUUGACCAACUCAGUAGGCUUUCCAAGCGUGACUCAGCGAUCCGAAGGAAACUCACCGAGUCAGGCGCUGUUUCUGCUGUUCUCAAUUGCGUUAACUCGGAUGAUGAAUCGGGUGGUUUGCAGGAGAAAGCGCUUCAUUUGUUGUUGAAUUUGAGCUUGGAUGAUGAUAACAAAGUGGGGUUGGUGGCAGAAGGGGUUGUGGGGAAAGUAGUCUCGGCGUUACGGAGAGGUGCUGGAGACUCGAGGGCAGUCGCCGCCACUGUUUUGACGAGUUUAGCGGUGGUGGAAGUGAAUAAGGCAACAAUUGGGGCUUACCCAGAUGCAAUUCUGGGGUUAAUUUCGUUGCUUUGGGGUGGAAAUGGUAGAGAGAGAAAGGAAGCUGCCACCGCUCUCUACACGCUGUGUUCUUUUCCUGAUAAUCGGGUUCGAGCAGUGGAAAAUCGAGCUGUUCCAAUCCUGAUUCAGAAUGCUAAUUCGGGACUAGAAAGAGCUGUUGAGGUAUUGGGAUUGUUAGCAAAAUGUAAAGAGGGUCGUCAAGAAAUGAUUAAAUUUGGUGGGUUAUUGGAUGUUUUGAUAAAAUUCUUGAAAAAUGGAUCUUCAAGAGCUGUGCAAUAUGCUCUUUUGACUAUCAGUUUGUUGUGUAACUACAGUGAAAGGAUGCGUGUGUUGGCUGUAAGAGAAGGGGUGUUUGAGAUUUCUAUUGGCUUAUUGGAAGAUGAUAAUGAGAAAGUUAGAAGGAAUGCUAAUAGCUUGAUUCAGGUUUUACAAGGGAAAAGAUUAAGUCUUUGAUUGGUUAAUAAGGAAAGGAUGUGAAUUUGGAAAGUGUUGAUUUUGAAUGAAUUAUGGAAGCUUUGGAGGGUGAAGAAGGUGAGUUGGGCUUCCUCAAAAUUAUUUUUGUUGAAUAGUUUUUCUUUGUACAAAAAGAUUAGAAUUUUAGGGCAAAAAAUGUGCAUCUCUCUCUUUCUCUGUCGAUUUCUCUUUUGUUUUUUUGGUUUUAUAUUUUUUUAAAAAAAAUCCAUGGUUCUCUCACUGCC